AGUCCAGUCCCACCAUGAACGUCCCCGCUGUCCUCUUAGGUCUCUGCACGCUGCUGACCGUAGCUUCUGCCCAGGGUCCCCCCAUCCGCGACGAGUGGAGGAAGGCCGCGCGGGAAGCUUGUGGCGGAAACCUGGAAGCGAGAAUCAACACCAGCGCCCUCGAUCAGGAGACGUGUGUCGUUGAUUGCGCCAAGGCCGAUGGCUCGAUCGCGAGGAGAGACGUCCCUCUGAAAGACGGAUCCCCCUGCCACAGACACCACAUGGUCGCCCCUCCUUUCCCCCUUCUGUUGGGAACGUGCAAGAACAGAUACUGUGAUGUGAAACUGCCUUGAUUCUAUUGAUUAAAAAUCUUUGAAAA
Messenger RNA from Galendromus occidentalis (western predatory mite), 358 nucleotides. RefSeq lists its product as uncharacterized. The transcript has 2 exons. NCBI's taxonomy places the organism in Eukaryota, Metazoa, Arthropoda, Arachnida, Mesostigmata, Phytoseiidae. The record is from RefSeq and is a predicted model, not a curated record. Bases 15 to 332 code for a protein of 105 amino acids.